GAACCACAAGGUGCGUGUGCUGCUGCUGCUGUUGCCCACGCGAAUUUUCUAGGAAUCGUCUUCAAUCUUACAAUCUGCACCGUUAGACUCACCCAGUCGAAUCGCAUUACUCACGUUUCACCUCAGAAAACCUCGCACAAUGGGCUGGCUUCCCUGGUCUUCCGAUUCCUCCUCCAACACUGCCGCCGACGGCGGCCGCAUAGCCCCCGAUCGUUCCUCCCGACAACGGUGCUACGAAGGUCGCGACUUGUUCUUCUCGUGCUUGGAUAGAAAUGAUAUUCUGGACGCCGUCAAGAACGACAAGGAUGCGCAGCGCAAGUGUGGAAAGGAACUGGCACAAUUUGAGACUGCCUGCUCGCGAGCAUGGGUCAAAUACUUCAAAGAGAAGCGCGUUAUGGAAUACAACCGGGACAAGACAAUCGAACGUAUCAAGAAAGAGGAUGCAGCCAAGGUCGAGGAUCUGAAAUCACAGGGAUGGACCGCGCGGUAGAAGAGAGGGCUAUGCGAGUGACUAUUCCCAGGAAACGACGCAUCGGGUGAUAGAACGGUGCUAUCAGCUCGAGGAGAUCUCAAAACUGUACUAUAUCGAACCUACGCCCACCGCUGUAUAAUGACUGUCAAACGAGGCUUUUCGCCAGCCCUCUCCUGUCGCGAAGCCUACAUGCUCUCUCCACUUACACUCCAGCAAUACCAUUUCAUUAGCAUUAUCGUGUGCUUGCAUUUCCCUAGUAAGGCUGAAUGAGAGACGCCCAGUAUGGUGCACGAGAU
This is a messenger RNA of Aspergillus saccharolyticus JOP 1030-1, 768 nucleotides long. RefSeq names its product cytochrome c oxidase subunit 6B family protein. Gene Ontology annotation, biological process: mitochondrial respiratory chain complex IV assembly. The transcript is spliced from 2 exons. The record is from RefSeq and is a predicted model, not a curated record. Gene Ontology annotation, cellular component: mitochondrial intermembrane space; mitochondrion; respiratory chain complex IV. Bases 140 to 490 code for a protein of 116 amino acids. NCBI's taxonomy places the organism in Eukaryota, Fungi, Ascomycota, Eurotiomycetes, Eurotiales, Aspergillaceae.